This is a messenger RNA of Caenorhabditis auriculariae, 623 nucleotides long. Lineage: Eukaryota; Metazoa; Nematoda; Chromadorea; Rhabditida; Rhabditidae. The record is from the annotation of a GenBank genome assembly.
AUGAACACAUCCAUCGGCCCACCGCCGCCAUACUCUGUGGUCGAUAACAUUCAAAAAAUCGUCUUGAAGGUUUUUUAUUGCAAGAAGAAGUUGUUUAAACCUCGUAUUUCUGUAAAGAGCCUUGAAAUUGAUAACAUAUAAGUUUCAUUGUUGAGAGAUCAUUUCUUAAUCGGCACAAAAUGGUAGUUCCUAGACUUAAUGCUCGUAGGAGCUGAAACUUCAGGGCCUUUGCUUGAUCCCUCACAGAGGUUUCCCGUAAUUUAAAAUUAAGAAUAUUCCGAUUUUUGAAAUGAAAUUGACAAAAAAAUGGAAUCAAACCCAAUAUCAUUUGAAAAGUCUCUCAAUCGUGCCGAUUUUCGAAUAUUUCAGGUUGAGCCUCACACGGAAAUGAGCCGAGCCUUGGCCAACACAAUGCAGUUGCGCAGAGAAGCCGAGCUUCAACGCAAGAAGGUGUCCCACGUCUCCAAAGAGUGAGAUUCCGUCGAACCGUGUUUGAAAAGAUAAGAAUGUUCAGUUUGAUCGACUUCUGCGAGAAGAACAAAAAGAAAGAUGUUCUUGUCACUGGAGGACUUAGCGACAGCCGCAAUCCGUACCAGGAGAAAAAAGGCUGCAGUCUUUUCUAA